AUGUUUAUAAACACAGACUCUGGCUUGUGCAUGAACUGAGAUGAAGGGCAAUAUUUCGAUAGAGUCUCAAUGUCUUGUCAACUUUGUGGAAGCUCCUGAGCCUACGACUGUAUUCAUCAGCCAAGUUGAUUCAAUUGUCCUGAAGACCAAUUCUUAGAUCUAGAAACACUAAGUUGAGUAGAUAUUUGAGAUACUAAAAAAAUUAGUGUAAAGUCAGAACACCUUAACCUUAACAAGGUUUGAAAGAAUCCUAGCAUUUUUAUUGACCAUUUCAGCUCAGAAGUUCUUGAAUUAGGAACGAGAGCUUACCCAUAUAGAACAAUGAAAUCAGCUUCUGCUGAGGUUAUAAAUCAAUAUAGCAACACAAGUAUAGAAAUAUCAAUUUACACCAAGGACACUUAUGUCGAGACUGAUACAUUUUAUGCUUAUAAUAUGUCUUCUGUUAAAAUCUUAAGCCACCCUGAUUACCAGACAAUACACAAAAGAGCAUUAUUGUGCCUUACUUCUGAAGUGCAAGAAGGUAUUUCUAAGAAGGCUAGAUAUCACCUGCUGAAGUCUACAGAUGCGCCUUCACAGAGCAAGAGAAGCCUACAAGGCUACCAUUACCUAGAUGGAGAGUUUGUGUAUGGUAAAUAAAGUUGGAUUUACUAUAACCUCAACAAAUUUUGAGAUGAAUGGGGUCGACCUCUGGAACUAG
Moneuplotes crassus is the source of this 697-nucleotide messenger RNA. The record is from the annotation of a GenBank genome assembly. Lineage: Eukaryota; Ciliophora; Spirotrichea; Euplotida; Euplotidae.